Molecule: messenger RNA, 964 nt
Organism: Penaeus monodon (black tiger shrimp)
Lineage: Eukaryota; Metazoa; Arthropoda; Malacostraca; Decapoda; Penaeidae
Product: pro-resilin-like
Exons: 4
Coding region: 1-915 (304 amino acids)
Cellular component (GO): extracellular matrix
Source: RefSeq, a predicted model, not a curated record
AUGUCUUGCGAUUUAUUGCUGUCUGAGACAGCUGUGAUAUUAUACCUGCUUGGUAGUUCUGGCCAUAUGCACCUGCCAAAGCCUUCGUCGGCUUCCUACUCUUCAGCCUUAGCAUGGCUUGCAACUCUUGAGCAGGAUCUCUUUUACUCCCGUCGCCCCUUCCUUGUUUAUCAAACCAAACGCUUCCAGAUUGAUGUACGAAAUGCUUAUGUUCAACAUGAGGCUUGUAAUUAUUUCUUCAAAAUGGUUUCAUUCUACAGUCAGCAGGUAACGGUAGCAGUCCUAUCCUUGGCGGUGGCGGCGUGGGCGGUUCCUCAGGAGGGCUACAACUACCCGAAGCCCGGAGACGUAGCACUCUCUUCCGGAUCCGCUACGGGAGGUGGUCAGGUUUCUUCAGGGUCCGGUCAGUUCUCGGCCGGGGCGGGACAAUAUGCGUCCGGAUCAGGACAGUUUGGAACCGGAUCGGCGGGGCAGUUCGGAACCGGGUCGGGACAGUUCGGAACCGGAGGUGGACAAUUCGGAACCGGAAGUGGACCAGCACAGUAUCCGUCUGCCCCCGCCCAGUACACCUUCCAGUGGGACGUCAACGAUCAGCUGUCGGGGAACUUCUACGGUCAUCAAGAACAGAGGGAGGGUGCUAAUACCCAGGGGAAGUACUACGUGCAAUUGCCUGACGGUCGCCGCCUCGUGGUCGAGUACUUCGCCGACAGCACGGGCUACCACCCCACCAUCACCUUCGAAGGAGAGGCGCAGUUUCCCUCAGGGCCAUCUCAAGGGGCAGGAGGUCAGGGCUACGGCCAAGGCGGAGUACGACCGGGCCAGGGCUUCCCCCAGACUGGACCAUGGCCAAAUCAAGGCGUAGGAUCUGGCCAGGGUCAGUCUCCUUCACAGUCCUAUCUACCUCCCUCUAAGUAAAACGAACGAAGGAAUGGUCGCAUUACAAUUAGGCAAGUAACUACUAAAU